CGGACUAGGAAAGAGGAAAAGAAGAAAGAAAAAGCAGGGAUGUUAACCAUGGGCUUUGUGCAGUUCACUGGUUCAGUGGGAGAGUACUCGCCUGCCGGUCAAGGGAUGGAUCGUUGUACGAAAGGUUGGCCGCAAGAGAUCCGAGCAAAGCACAUGUCCUGUCACAAUAUAACAACAGAGGAAGCCUUGGAGCGUGACCGGUCUUACGACGCGCACAAGGCCAAGUGCAUGGCCGCCGUGCUGCCCUCUGUGGAGGCGUCGAAGCGUGAGAAGGAAGCCUGCCGCAUCGUCGUCGAAGCCACCAAUAUGAGCAGCGCCGCGUUCUGGACCGUGACCCAGGUCCGAAGGUGCAUAGCGGACAGCGUGAUGUUUCCAGACGCUGAUGAGGAGCAGCUUGACCUGGAGUCCAAGCGUGCGCUAUGCCUCCGCGAGGCACUCCCAGACACGCCGGAGGCCGACAGGGACGACGCAUUUCGCCGUGCGGCCAAGGAGGCCAACGCCCUCACGAAACGCCACACUGACCUCAGGCAGAAGUUGGAAACCUGCAUGCACGAAUACCUGCUGCACAUAGAGGAACAACGCGAGUACCGUCAACUCUUGCCCGAAUGCCAGAGAAAGCUGCUCCCCGGACUCGACCCCAAGGACCUACAGGAGACACUCGACUUGGCUCUCGAAAAUGGGAAUCUCAGCCUUUACGUUCAAAUACAUACAUGUGUCUACCUCGAGACGACUAAAGGACAGUGGGAGCUGCAGAACUUCCAUGUAGUUCAGGCGUGCGCCCAGCAGGUGUACGAUAACACCACCAACGAAGCCAUGAGGUCCCAGCUGCUGGCCGAAUACGAGAAGUACAUGGACAACGCAACCAUUGAAAAGAUCCUCGCAUGCCACGCCAGACGUCUCUACCCGGAGGUGAAGAAGGACAACGAGAGCGGCGAAAUGGUCGUGCAGUGCCGUUCCCCUGCGCUGCCCGGCCACGGAACCAAGAAGUUCCAGGACACCGAAGCCCUGCGCAUGCGCAACAUGGUGGCCCGACAGGUGGGAGAGUGCAUUCGAAGGCGCUCCACGGUGACAGAGGUGACCCGUCGUUACGAAGAACGACUCAGGACCGUGUACGCCCGCUCUAACAGCGCCGCCGAAUGCGCCAGCAAACUGUUCCGUCAGUCCGGCAUCAAGAACACCCGCUAACAACCGCACUUCAAGGCUUUGAUGUAUGUGAACAAGCCAUUGUGUGCAUUGUGAGUCAUCAUUACUAAUAAAAAAACAUUUCACCUCUU
Molecule: messenger RNA, 1274 nt
Organism: Dermacentor silvarum
Lineage: Eukaryota; Metazoa; Arthropoda; Arachnida; Ixodida; Ixodidae
Exons: 14
Coding region: 40-1185 (381 amino acids)
Source: RefSeq, a predicted model, not a curated record